CUGCAAGCAGCUACAAAUCACCACAAACUCAAAAUACUGAUCAGUCCCCACCUCAGGUUAGAUGAGUUUUAAUCCAGUACAUUAUAUAAAUUAAAUUAUUUUUUGCUCAAAACAAGGAACCUGAAUCACUGACCGGUCAGUGGGUAAACAUGUUCAAUAGGUCAUCUGUUGAUUGUCUCAUAUUAUAUUAGUUUUUGUGAUUUUAUUGUUUUCCUUUCAAUGUCAUCAGUCCCAAUGUCAUCAGUCUCAAUACCAUCAGUCUCAAUACCAUCAGUCUCAAUACCAUCAGUCUCAAUACCAUCAGUCUCAAUACCAUCAGUCUCAAUACCAUCAGUCUCAAUACCAUCAGUCUCAAUACCAUCAGUCUCAAUACCAUCAGUCUCAAUACCAUCAGUCUCAAUACCAUCAGUCUCAAUACCAUCAGUCUCAAUACCAUCAGUCUCAAUACCAUCAGUCUCAAUACCAUCAGUCUCAAUACCAUCAGUCUCAAUACCAUCAGUCUCAAUACCAUCAGUCCCCCUCUCGUUUAAUUUACGAGUUUUUGUUAUCAGUCCUUUUUUUUUUCUUUUAUAUAGUAAAACAUGCAAAGUCGCAAGUAUACAAAUGUAUUAAGAUUUUUUAAAAUCUUUCUGUACAAAGCAGGUUGUACUCCCCAAGAUUAUUUUAAUAUUUUAUUGUGCUUCCCAGUAUGCCUCCCAUCUUAUUUAUCUAGGAAAUCUGUAUGGAAUUUGCACAAUUUCAAAUUAUACCAAAUUAGGAUAAAUGAUUUAAAUAUCAAGAAAUGUAUUUUUCCAUACAUUUCUUUCAGUACACUUCUCUCCUGGUUGCAUUUCUUUUGGUCCACAACACUAUACAAGUUUGGAAACUGCAAAAUUUAUUAAUAAAUGCUUUAUUUUUCUAGAGCUGAGAAAUAUAUAUAUAUAUAUACUAUAUAAUUAUUAAUUUUUUUACAUUUGAAAACUGCAUUAACAUAAAAAAUUAUAAGUAUCAUUCGUUCUCAAUUUUGUCUAUUUCAUAACACCCAAUCAUGGCAUGAGUUGAGGACACCUGGAAUAAGGUUUACACAGCAGCAAUAUAAUUUGCUUACAUUAAUUUUGCAGCCACCAAGACCAACCAGGAAACUUGAGACCAAGAAGGAAAACAUCCGGCCCAGAACUCACAAGGACAUUACACAAACCACAAAACCUUCAGCUCCGGUCACCAUUAGCUACAUCUCCAUUCUAGGAGGAGAUGAUGACAACCUGGAGUUCAGUUCACUUGCUCAGGACUUUCCAAGCAAAGCGUUUUUCCGUUCGCCAACAUUUCACCAAAGGCCGAUCCAAUCUUUUAGAUUUGAGCGCUCCAAAACCACCAUCAUUCCAAGCAAAUCUUGUUCAAAUAAAACAGUCCAGACCAGGAGAUCAGACUUUAACUUUGAUCUCACCACCAAUGGGGACAUUGCUCCGUUGUUUGUCUCAGACCCAGUUCUGAGCUCCGCUGGGCAAACAUUGCAAAGUAGAUGCCAAAGUUCAACCAGUGAGAAAACCCCUGAGCAACAGAAGAGUUAUAUAGGGGUUGACCAACCGGAUGAAAGCAGGAGAUUUAGUGCCACGUCUGAUGCAUCUACCCAAAGUAAAUCCUACACCAGUACAAGAUCUUCAGUUGAUCUUGGCCCCAAUGCCAAUGUUGAGGAAGAGCAGAAUAACAUUGCUGAAAGAAGGUUUGUUAAAUUAUGAAUAAAUUAACUCCUUCCUGAUGGCAUUGCUACUUCGUACUUAAUUUUUAUGUUCCUGUUAAAGGGAAGUAACUCCGUUUUGAAAUUGAUUUAAGUUAGUGAAAUAUCUUUUUUAAGCUGCUAAAUAUUAAUAAAUAUUAAGGAAUUAAGGAUAAAUGUAGCUACAAAUGAAUAAAGUUUAAUAAAAACACAAAAUUAGUAUUGAAAAAAUAAUGAACAAUGAUAAAAAAUAGAUUUGCUGAAAUCUAUUUAUAGAUGCACUAUACUAAAGCACAUAUAGAUUGAAAGUGACACAAGAUAAAAAGUUCCGGUUUUUAAAAUGAAAUUACGCAAAAUCAUGUCAUCCCUGAAAGGAAGUCUAGAGGGAUAUAAGAUUCCAUUGCUAUUUUAAAAUAAAAAUGAGAGAGGAGUGUCGUUAUGCACUGGGAUGCAUUUGGCUGCAUCCGUCAUAACCCCCAAAUGACACAAUUAGUCGCAACUGUUGGGUAUGAGUUAAUAUAACUCAAUGCCUUAAAUAAAAAUGCUUAAAUUAAAAACCUUUUAGUUACUUCUCUUCUUCUUCUAUAUCUUAAGGGCCCACGACAUAUUUACAACCCGGUCUUUGAUGCCUUGUUUUGUAAAAGGACUUAUAAAUGAACUUCAAAACUCUCUGUGAUUAAAGCUUGCUAAGUAUUCCAGUAAGGAUAAGGGCUCUUAAUAUAAUCACACAGUACAUUGGAUUAAUGUGUUAACAAUUUUUAUAUUUCCCUGGAAUUCUUUCAAAAUUUUUGUGCCAGGAAAGAUGAUGAUGCAAGUAGUUCAAUGUUCUACACUCGAUCUCGGACACCUGCAGAUUCCAGUUUUAUUGAAGCGCAGAAAAUGUUUAUUCAGAGAACAAACACAUUUGUUAACAGCCAGAGGUAAGAUGAUCUUUGUUGCUCUCCAAAGCUGGUAGACUUGUACCUCCAAAAACCACAGCGUAGAAGUGGCUGUGCAGUGCUUUUCACAUCAUCAAAUAUAUUUUCAUGAAAUGUGGUUCAUUUUUGGCUCAAUCCCCUAUGACCUGAUUUCAGAUAUACAGCUCCUGCUUUUCCAUCAUGCUAUGGUUGCAUUUAUCGCCUCAUAAAUCAUGCAAAGAAAUUAAUUUAUUGAAGUUGCUGGGACAGGUAUGAUCAUCCUUUGGCAUGACUACUACUGCUAGGAUGAUAGAUUAUUUAUUUAUUUUAGAUUUUAUUCCCCAGGUCUUUGAAGGCGCCAUGUGUUUUAGAGUUGAACCUUCUUGGCCAAUUGGUUUAAAAUCUUUAAAAAAAAUAUGAUGUCUUUAAAUACAAACUUUAAAAAACGCUUAGAAUAAUAGUUUUAACUUCGAAAGCAUUUUUAAAAUGAAUUUUAUCAUCAAUCAGAAUUUAUUUUAAGUCAAAAGAAUUUAAUUUUUUUUUUUAAUAUAAUUUUUAACUUAAUGAUACUGAAUAAGCUGAGACUUUUUUUUUCCAGGCCUGGUCGUAAAAAGAUAGACAUCAACAACAUUCCUAUCAACUUGCUGGAGUCGACAUCGCUGAUGAUACAAGAUAGGAAGCUUAUGCCUCAAAGAGCCAACAGCAAGUUCAUCCCACUGCAGCUCAGGGCUCAACCCAGCAACCUGACGGUCAACCAGCUCCAGAGAUUAAACACAACCCUGCCACAAACUAGUCG
Lymnaea stagnalis (great pond snail) is the source of this 3385-nucleotide messenger RNA. Lineage: Eukaryota; Metazoa; Mollusca; Gastropoda; Lymnaeidae. The record is from the annotation of a GenBank genome assembly.